UAUUAUACACUUGUAUUAUGAAACGUGCACUACAUAAGCAACUGGGAUCAGAGGAGGGAAAAGAUUGAUGUAUAUAUACGACCGAAAAGAAGUGUUUGUCCCAGUAAGAACUAAUCAACUUCGAGUGUAGACUGAAGCUCGGAACUUGAAGAAAAUGAGGAUUUCUUACAUCACUUUUUUCCUCUGCUUCGCGUCUUCUCUGGCUGCAACAGUCGACCACAUAAAAAGAAGCUUCUCCGAUCUUGGCUGUAUGGGUGUCUAUGACCGGGCAAAGUUUGCUAGGCUGGACAGAGUUUGCGAAGAAUGCUACCAACUCUUCAGAGAAUCUGACGUCCACACAUCAUGCAGAUCCAAUUGCUUCAAGAAUAAUUUCUUCACUCAGUGCGUGGACGCUCUUUUACUCCGAAAAGAUCAACAACGCUUGGAUAAUAUGGUGGAACAACUUUAUGGGCGAUGACUUCUGGGAGUGAAUUGUAGUAAUAAUCUAUAGCUUGGAAAGCUAUCUGUGUUAUCUAGUUGCUUCAGCACUCGAAUUUAUAAAAAGAUAGAAUAAAAAUUGUUGCAAUGCA
Molecule: messenger RNA, 569 nt
Organism: Stegodyphus dumicola
Lineage: Eukaryota; Metazoa; Arthropoda; Arachnida; Araneae; Eresidae
Product: crustacean hyperglycemic hormone-like
Biological process (GO): circadian rhythm
Cellular component (GO): extracellular region
Molecular function (GO): neuropeptide hormone activity
Source: RefSeq, a predicted model, not a curated record